Messenger RNA from Chelmon rostratus (copperband butterflyfish), 5033 nucleotides. Its product is annotated as arf-GAP with coiled-coil, ANK repeat and PH domain-containing protein 2-like. Gene Ontology annotation, cellular component: cytoplasm. The record is from RefSeq and is a predicted model, not a curated record. Bases 339 to 2747 code for a protein of 802 amino acids. Lineage: Eukaryota; Metazoa; Chordata; Actinopteri; Chaetodontiformes; Chaetodontidae. The transcript has 23 exons. Gene Ontology annotation, molecular function: protein binding; GTPase activator activity.
AGAAAAGCUCCUCUCACACUGGCUGCUAUGACCUAGCUACCGGACGACACUUUCUGUUUUCAGGACUGACCGCUGCGUCUGAAAUAGUUUCGUAGCGUUUUUGGCAAUUACACAUUCAACAUACGGUCGUGUAUGGUUGUAUUCCCGCGACUUUUUAAUCGUAGCUGCUGGCCCCUGAGGCUAGCUGGCUAGUAGAGCAGUGACACAGUGGAGCCAGCUGGUCGAAGAGAGGUACAGUAACGUUAGCAAACAAGCUAAUUAGCCAGAAAGACUCAGCCUGGAUUACUGUCUUUAAUCAAAGAGAGCGCAAGUCUGCGGUUUUACUCACUGCGGCAGAAAUGAAGAUAACUGUGGACUUCGAGGAAUGUUUGAAGGACUCCCCACGCUUCAGAGCCACCAUAGAGGAAGUGGAGGGGGAUGUGUGUGAGUUGGAAUCGAAGCUUGACAAAUUGGUGAAGUUGUGUAUUGGGAUGAUUGAUGCUGGAAAAGCCUACAAUGCAGCCAACAAGCAGUUUGUCAACGGAAUCCGGGAGCUAGCCCAGCAGUCCACCAAAGAUGAAGUCAUUGAGUCCAGUCUCACAAAGUUUGCUGAGAGCCUGCAGGAGAUGAUCAACUACCACACGAUAUUAUUCGAUCAGGCUCAGAGAUCAAUCAAGACCCAGCUUCAAACAUUUGUCAAAGAUGACCUACGCAAAUUCAAAGAAGCCAAGAAGCAAUUCGACAAAGUUAGCGAGGAAAAGGAGGCGGCGCUGAUCAAGAACGCCCAGGCUCCCCGCAACAAGCAGCAUGAGGUGGAAGAGGCCACCAACAUCCUCACUGCCACACGCAAGUGCUUCCGACACAUCGUCCUCGACUACGUUUUACAGAUCAAUGUGCUCCAAUCCAAGAGAAGAUCGGAAAUCCUGAAAUCAAUGUUGUCCUUCAUGUAUGCCCACCUGACGUUCUUUCACCAAGGAUAUGACCUCUUUAGCGAACUACAACCUUUAAUGAAACUGCUUGGAGGACAGUUGGACCAGCUGGUGGUUGAUGCUGCCAAAGAGAAGAGGGACAUGGAGCAGAAACACUCCACCAUCCAGCAAAAGGACUUCUCGAAUGACGACACCAAGCUGGAGUACAAUGUGGAUGCAGACAAUGGCAUCGCCAUGGAGGGUUAUCUCUUUAAGAGGGCCAGCAAUGCCUUCAAGACAUGGAACAGGCGUUGGUUCUCCAUUCAGAACAAUCAGCUAGUUUACCAGAAGAAAUUUAAGGACAACCCCACAGUGGUGGUGGAGGACCUGAGACUAUGUACAGUCAAACACUGUGAAGACAUAGAGCGUCGCUUCUGUUUCGAAGUGGUGUCACCCACCAACAGGAGCUGUAUGAUGCAGGCAGACUCAGAGAAGUUGCGACAGGCCUGGAUCAAAGCCGUCCAGAACAGCAUUGCCACCGCCUUCCGCGACAAGGGAGAUGAUGGCGAGAAGCUGGAUAGGAAGUCGUCCACGUCGACAGGGAGUCUGGACUCUGGUGGGGAGCCAAAGGAGAGAUCACUGAAAGGAGAGAGUGCCCUGCAGAAGGUCCUGGCCAUCCCUGGCAAUGCCUGCUGCUGUGACUGUGGCCAGCCGGACCCCCGCUGGGCCAGCAUCAAUCUGGGCAUCACACUCUGCAUACAGUGCUCUGGGAUCCACAGGAGUCUGGGAGUGCACUUCUCUAAGGUUCGGUCUUUGACUCUGGAUACGUGGGAGCCAGAACUACUAAAGUUGAUGUGUGAGCUGGGAAACGGAGUGAUCAACCAGAUCUAUGAGGCUCGGCGAGAGGAGCUAGGAGCCAGAAAACCACAGCCAGGAGAUCCAAGACACGAGGUAGAGGCCUACAUCAAAGCCAAAUACGUGGACCGCCGGUUUGUACGCCGGCCAUCAGACGAGGAGCUUCGCAACAAAGUGGUUUCUCUGAGUAAACAGGAGAAGAGGCUGAGCAGCAGCUCUGAGCAUCUGCCCCCAAGACCACCACCACCCACUCCAAAACUCCGGCCUGGUUCAAACGUCUCUGGACAGUCAGUAAAAAGUGCAGACAGCGGCAUUCAGAACAGCGCUGAUGGGAGCAGGGAGAUGCUGGCCAACACCCCCUCCAAUAACAGCCUGGCAGAUGCAGAGGCUGCCGAGUCUCCGCCCAUGGCCAUGCCUGCCACACUGCCUCCUCCAUCGCCCUGUAAAGAGGUAGUUUUCUACGAGCCCAAAGAGUACAGCCCGGGUCUGCAGCUCUACUGGGCCUCAUGUGCCCGCAGCCUGCCGGACAUGGCGGAGGCACUGGCCCAUGGAGCAGAGGUCAACUGGGUCAACACGGAGGACGACAAGAGGACGCCGCUUAUCAUGGCGGUGCAGGGGGGUUCGCUGGUCACCUGCGAGUUUCUGCUCCAAAAUGCAGCUAAUGUGAACCAGCAGGACGCUCAGGGCCGAGGACCCCUCCAUCACGCCACCAUGCUGGGACACACAGGGCAAGUGUGUUUAUUCUUAAAAAGAGGAGCAAAUCAAAAUGCUGCAGACAUUGACGAGAAAACCCCCCUGACAAUAGCGGUGGAGGCGGCCAACGCAGACAUCGUCACACUGUUACGACUGGCCAAGAUGAACGAGGAGAUGCGAGAGGCGGAGGGGCCCUACAGCCAGUCAGGAGAUGAAACCUACCAGGACAUUUUCCAGGAUUUCACCCACAUGGCCUCCAACGACCCGGACAAGCUGAACCGCUACCAGCAGUACGAUCCGCAAAGACCUUGACACAACUUAAACGCCGUCCACUAGCACUCAGAGACACUGUCCGCUCAGCCCACGAGGGGCAAAACAAUGUCCACCCCCCCCCCCCCCCCCCCCAUGACCAUCGAGCAUUAAAGCCAGUCAGUGCUGCCACAGCUGGACUCAUGUUACCACACCUAACAUUUUUAAACCUCAGUUUAAAAAAAAAACAAAAAACUGUGCUUCCCAGUAGGAUCUAUUACAGUCCGUGAAUGGUACAGUGUUAAAGCCUUUGAAAGGAUUUGCAAAGUCAUAAAAUGAAAUAAUCAAAUGAUAUUUGAACUUGGUCUGAAUGUCAGUUAUUUUGACCAAGUGUGUGCUGCAUGCAGGAUGUGUGCUGCAUGCAGGAUGUGUGCUGCAUCCAGGAUGCGUGCUGCAUCCAGGAUGCGUGCUGCAUCCGAGUUGCAAAGAGGUAAGUGCAUGGCAGACUGUUCAGUACUCCAUUUAGUUUUUACGUGCUUCCUUUUUUCAGUAGGAUUCUCUUCUUGAACAUGCUACAGGAUCUUUUUUGUAUCAAAGUUUUGCUUUCGUGAACUCUCAGCAGCGUAUACACGGCAAAAUGCUUUUACUUAUUUGCACAAAUCCCUUUGUCUUAAAUCGCCACUGACGUUUACCAGUUUUGAUUGUAAGACUUUGACAUGUUAAACGAUGUACAGUGAACAUAGGAGUCAACAUGGUAUUGAUGCGUCUUUAAUGUUAAAUAGAUAGCAGUAGUUGUGAUUUUUUUUUAGUAAAUUUUGAACUCGCUCCUUUGAAUGAUGUAAUUUUUCCGUGUUGUCACCACAUCAGUACCUGCAGAACGUGUCACAGCGAGGCAAUCGGCCCUGCAGCCUCGUGAUUCUGUGGAAUUAAAGUUGCUCCGUCGUGUUGAGAUGAUUAUUCAUCUGUAGAUUCAGUCUCAUGCUGGUAUGAGUUUAAACCGUUACGAUGGAAAGAUGAACAGCAUAUAUUUUAUAUUUAUUUUACAGGUUAGCAUCAAUUUCAUGGGAAGUUUUGUGGAAACAACUGCAUCACUUGGUUUUAAUUAUAGGGAAUAUUGGAUUUUCCCUGAAAGAACAGCUCCAUUAAAUCCAAGUAAAUGUUCGUUCAAUAUCACAAACUUAGGUUUAAAAUCCUUAACAUUUCAAUCCUGUUUGAUUUGGCAACACCCAUGGUUACCGUGGCAACAGCGAGUGCGCUUUCACACUACAGAAAAUGCUUGUUGAGCAGCGACUACUAAUACAGAAGAGCAACAGGUGCAUGUGUUUACAGUGCACAUUGAUUUGACAAAGAAGUGGGUGAGUGAUCCGCCAUGCUGUGCUGCAGCAGAUUUCAUGCUGCACAUGGUGAAACAGUUUACAACAGCAGGGUCGUCUGCAGCUCUUCAUCCAGCCGCUGCUCCUCCUCCUGUCAUUACUCAUUUAAAACUGAAUGGCGGACCCCGCCGCUAACAGUGUAAUAUAUGUUAAACAUUUUUCAGCUAACCAGCUGUGCACUGGCUUAAAGACUCUGUGGUAUGUGGGCGGAUUAUUGAAAUGAAGUAUCUGGAAGUGUAGCAACUGAACGCUGCCUCUGUUUCCCUGUAAUAAGAAGCAAAUUGUGUAGAACAUUCAUGGAAACUUCCCAGGAAAUUCUUAGGAAAUUAUUUUGGAAGUUACUGGCCUGUAAAAUAAAGUGCUACAUAAAUCCCGUAGAUACAGUCUGUAUUGGGAAAUAUUACACACUGUGGAAAUUCUGUAGGGGUUUAUAACUGCAGUUGUCUUUUCACGUGUUGAGUUGAAACAUUUAGUGAACAUUUAAAGAGUCGUUCUGUCUGAUGUGGUUUAAACAUCAGCCGACUUCGCCGAAAUGAAUUCUGCAAACGUCAUGAUAGAGGUUUUGUACUGUAAUGUAGGACCUGUGAUUUUUCCCUUAAAAAACUAAAAUCUUCACUUCUCUUUGACAUUAACAGUAUAUAGUAAGAUAUAAUAUGAAGCACAGAGGAAACCUUUAGCCAAUGAAACAUGGGAUACAAUUCUUGUACAUUUUGUACAGAUGCUUUUGAAUUCUCCAGAGAAGUGAAGUAAGAAGUUAGUGGUACUUGAAUCAUUAAAUAAGCUUUUGUAUAUGCUGUUCUUUGUAUCCUUCGGUUAUUUUAGCCCUUUUUAUAUUGCCUGUCUGUACACCAGUAUACAUGUACUGUAUAUUCUACCUGUAAUAUGUAAGAACUUCAAUACAUAUGGACUGAGGGUUCACUGAAUAUUGAUUCUUUUUUGAUUUGUCUCGAGGUUUAAUUUCAACCACGUUGUCUCU